CGUUUGGCGGCCAUUUUGUCUUUGCAGCGGAGAAAGUUAGCAGUCUAUGUCCGCGUUCUUUGAAGCAACUUGCUGUAAAGUUGCUAUUCAAGACAAGCUUUUACACUGAGAUAUAGACCUGUAAUACUGCCAUGGCGGAUGCCACGGCCAGAUCCUUACAGUAUGAAUAUAAAGCGGUAAGUUUAGCACUUUUCUAGCUCUCGAUCUUUUUUCAGCUAGCACGUGUUAGCUUAAUUAACCCUUCCUGAUUAUAUAAGCUAACGUUGCUGUAGUUUUUGAUCGAAUUUUACAUAGUUAAGCAUCUUUUUAGUUGAUGUACUUAUAGGUCGUUCCUACUUGUUUACCGUGACCUCAGGCAAAUGCGCACUUUUGAGCACUGUUUUACAUUUAUAAUUUCAUGUAUAAUUUACGGUAAAAAACUUAGCUUCGAGCUUGUGGUACCAGGUUCGAAUUAGUUUUUUCCGCAAAUAGUAAUAUUAUUAUUAAAAUGACCGUAACUCCAAGGAGUUAUUUUUACUUGGGACUCAUCUGAAGUCUUGCGGUUUACUUGAAUCAUAGGCCUAUCAAAAUAACUGUUUCUCCUGGUAACCACUUGAGCCUGGUCAUCACCAGGGUAUCUGAUCACUUUGUUCCCUGAUCAGAUCCUUUCAAGCCAGGUUGGCAUGGCACAGAUAGACAAAUUAUGGUUAUAAGUUUAAAAUGGAUUGGAAUUGUGGCUUUUGAAAACUUGUUAGCCUAACAAUUUUUCACAGUUUAUUUUUGUUAUUCACUUCUUUUACAUAAACCAUAAUGCACCUUGUUCCCCCCCACCAACCCCGCUCCAGACUUUGCAUAACCAUUAUUUCCAAUUUCUCCGGGUUAUAACAGUCACCCCAAGAGAAAUCCAAUACAAUGGUCAGGCAAAAUGUUUGAGGGUGUAUUAUGGUCUAUGUGAAAUGGUUAAUUUGUAACAUUUGAUAAAAUGCUUGGAAGACACUUUUGUUUGACACCGAACUGCAAUUCUGUUAUUUACAAGUGGUUUCUUUACUAACGUCAAGUUUGACAUAGCGAAUAAGGACGUGUUGUCGGCAAUUUUGAAAAUUUGAACUAGACAGCCGUGAUACGGCCCCUUUGAAAUGACCAGGUAUUCUGUAGGUAGAGCUGCAAGUUAAUAUAAUUGUACAGUCAUUGCACUGUAAAGCGUAAUCAAUACUCUUGUAUUAAUGCUAUUGUUAUUUAGAACUCCAAUCUUGUGUUGCAAGCUGAUCGCUCACUUAUUGAGCGCCGUGGUCGUGAUGAAGCAACAGGAGAGGUUAUGUCACUGGUGGGACACAUUGGAGGAAUCAAAAUGGGUGACAAGUAUCAGAGAACUAAGCCUCCUGUUUCAGAAGAGAAUAAAGCCAAGUUAGUAGUUGCUAUGUUGUACACUGUAGUCAGCAAUGUUGAAUUCAACAUUACUGGUUUUACUGUUUGGUAACUACAACAUGAUUAUAAGUUUGUUAUACCGAUACUCAGGGUCUUGAAAAUAGACAUACAUAAAGUCUGGAAAAAUAGUAAAAGUCUGGAGUUUUUCUUUUUCAAUGCUACAACAAGUGCUUAAUAAGUGAGUUUUUUUCCCCAUGGUCAAAUCCCAUUCAAUCUUGCCAUAUAGAAGACAUUUAAUCACAGAAUGAGAAGUCUCUUAAUUCUCUUAUGUAUUCAUUGCACUGUGGUUACCGUAUGUUUGAAGUGCAGCAUGAAAAAAGCUUGGUUCCUGUGUUUUUCAAGAUCUCUAUUGCUUACCUAUUUGUUAACCUUGAGUCUGGAAAAAUAAAGUAUUGUUUUUGGUAAAAGUCUGGAAAAAGUCUUGACUUUUGGAUCCAAAAAUCUGUAUGAACCCUGAAUACAGCUCCUUGCCACCACCCCCACCUCUGCUACAGCAGUAAAACUGGCCCAUAUGUUUGAACUUCGUCCUUACUACAUGUAGGAUACGAAUAGGUGUUGUUAUUUUAAUAGUUGUUUGGGUUGGGGGCUGGAGAUAAAUUUUGCUUGGCUGUUACGAAUCAUUGGCUCAGCAACUUUGGUAAAAACAGGAGUUGUUGACAACACAAGAAUAAAUUAGACAAGAACAUUCAUAAUGUUCCAGCGGUUUCUUCACAAUAAUUCUCUUCCUAAUAUCAGUUUUGCUGUGAAGUUAUUUGUUAUUUGUUUUUUUUAGACGACAAAAGUUGGCUGAGCGAGAAGAGUUUACCAAGGGUAAAACAAGUGGCAGCCUCUUGUCAGAAGAUGCAUCAGAUUUAGCAGGAGUGCGAUACCGACCAAAAACCAGAGAAACAAAGUCCACUUAUGAAGUUCUACUUAGUUUUAUCCAGGCUGCCAUUGGAGAUCAGGUAUCUUCACUUUGUGUUGUUGGCAUAUUGCAUUCAUGUUUUCAAAGUCUUGUCACACUGUAUAUGAAAUCCUUUAGAGUGUUUCAACCAAUGACUUUAACUUGGUGCCCAAUUUUGCCUCAUUUCCUUGAAUUCCAGUGUAAACAAACUAAACAGAUACACAUAUAUAUGGAUAAACUAUGUUUUUGAUUUUUUGUUUUGCCCAGCCACGUGAUAUUUUAUGUGGGGCCGCUGAUGAAGUUCUAGCAGCUUUGAAAGAUGACAAGAUGAAGGUAAUGUGUAGGCACAAGUCUUUUGAAGAAAAUGACUGAAUAUUUUUUUACCCGAUUGUGUGUUUUUAGUUUUGUUAUUCCUUUUUAAAGUCACUUAUAUGCCUUUACUUUGCUGCUGUAAAUGCAAUGUUUGCAAAUUAUUUGUGAAAGGGGCCAUGUGUUUGGUGUUCUCUUUACUCUCAAUAACGACUAAGCUCAGAAAUCUUGAGCAACAAUUUUUUUGGCUUAAAAAGUGUACUAAUCCAUUAUCUUUUAUUAAGGUUUUCAGACACCAACCUUGCAGGGAAUUCAGUUGGUCAUAAUAAGAUUGAACAAACUCUGUUUUAACUGUUGUGUUUUAUUCAUUUUGAAACCAACAUUUAUGAGUUUGACUAUUAUUAUUAUUAUAAUGUUAUUAUUAUCAAAGUGGAAAUGAUCCUCGCAGUUGAAUAAAUAAUUGAAAAAAAAAGUGGCUGAAAAAGAACCCAAACAAAUUCAGGCUUGACUGGGAAUUAAACCCUGGCCUUUAUGAUGACCGGAUGCAAUGCUCUAUCCAUUAAGCUAAUCAAGCCAACUGGAAAGGAGGCCAUUAUGAGUUUUUCAACUGCUUAGGUUGUUUAUCCAACUGUGAGGAUCAUUUCCACUUUCAUAUCUUUAUCAGCAGUUCAAAAUAUGAGUCAUUCCAUAUAUUUCCGUUCAAUAUUGUUAUUACUGUUACUAUAUUGUAUGCUUGGACACUUUGAUUUUUUGUCAUGAUUUGGAUAUGUAAGUGUUUGCGACUUAAACUGGGUUAACCAAUGCUCCUAGGACAAAGAACGUCAAAAGGAGAUAGUGUCUUUGCUUGGUGGGAUGCCAGAUGAAAGAUAUGCUCUGCUGGUGAAUUUGGGAAAGAAGAUCACAGACUACUCUGUUGACAGAAGCUUACUUAAUGAUGGUCAGUUUUGAUAAAUUCGCUUUUUACCCCUAACUGGCAUUCAUAUUACAGAUUUGAUUAUUGAAAUCUAGUCAACUUGAUGACCACUAAUUUGUGUAACUUUGAUCAUCAUAUUAACCAACACGUCCCAGUCAAAAUCUUUUACAGUGCAGAAUAAUCAGAGUAGCAGGUAGGAAAGGCAAAGUUGUGUGUUUAGAAAUGACAAAAUUGCUGGUUGUCAGCUCUUUUUCCUGUCUUAUCCCCUUGCACUUUUAUUAACUGCAAUUUAAAAUGAAAUGUGUGAAAGUAAGUCUUCAGUUUUUUCCCCAUGGUUGUAUUUCUGAAAUUGUUUUUUACUAUAAACUGGAAAAAAUGUUCUGUCUGAGUGAAAGAAAAACAGCAUCAAAAUUUAACAUCUUACUUGAAGCACAGCAUGUGUUGUAGAGAUGAGCGUAUUGCUGGUAAGGUGUACAAAUGUAGUAAAGCCUGCUGAUCAUAUGAUUAAAACUAAUCCUUGCUUUACCUGAUUCUGAAAGUCAUGUGGAUUAUUUAGGUUAUGAUUAUGAUCAGCAAACUCUGACAAUGUUUGUGAUUUUUCCUGUGAUUCAAAGUUGUAGUUCUCAGUAAUGUUGUUCCCUUGACUAUAUACAUUAGAUGAAGUAAUUGACGAGACAUAUGGAGUUGCUGUACAAUUUGAUGAAGAGGAAGAGGAGGUAAUUUCAAAGAAAAACUUUCUUAUGUGAAAGUAAUACUGCAGGGUUUUUAUGGGUCAUGGAAAACCUGGAAAGUCUUGGAAUUUAAUUGUCAGUCAUGGAAAAUCAUGUAAAAUUGAAGGUUACCUUGUGAAGCGAAAAUGUGACGUCAUUUGGCAUCAAACGCGACUGUAAUUGGUUAGAUCUCGAUAAGGUGUCACUCAAAGUAGCUUCAAAGAACUUGGUGCGCUCUAAAUUAAAACCCAGUUUUAAAAUAUUUUCUGUUUCAUUUUAAAGAAAAGGAUUUCCAUAUAUGGAUUGCUGCAAGCGGAAAGUAUAAGAAGUGCUCACUACUCGCGAGUUGUACUCUCUAAACUGCUCACUGCUCGCAAAACAAAUUUUUUAUCGCUGCUCGUGCUCGCAAAAAAAAUCACAGUGCUUGCAUGCUUGUGAAUGCUCGCAAAACCCAUUCGUGACCCCUACAUUAGAACCACCCUGUAGUACUGCAUGCAGUUUCUCCUGAGGGUGUUAUUAAGUAGUUUUCUUUUGACUGAUCAUGUUUUGUGAACUCUUGAGGCUAGAAUAGCUGAUACAACAUUGUCACUACUAUGUUCGACAAGGAUAUUUAAAAAUGGAUUCCUCUACGCUUUGUUCUUGCAGGAAGAUAAAGACUUUGAUGAAGUCAUGGAUGAAGAAUCGGGUGAUGAGGCAGAGGGUGUGGAAGCUGAUACGACAAUGACUCUUCAGGGAGGGGUAAGCAAAGACUGAUAGACAGAAUGAAAACAAAUAAAAUAAUCUUUGUUGAUUUAACAAUCCAACCCUCUUUAUAUUUUUUAAAUAAUUAUAUAGCUCAAUUUCUUGGAAUCAACAUAUGUCAUAAUUUUGUUUUCAUUCUCCUAUUGUCUUGUUCUGUAAGUUAAUCUUUUAAGUAAUUUAAGUUGCUUCUUCUUCUUUUUUCCUGUAUCUUAGUUUAGUUUAUGGACCCAAUUUAAGCCCCAGGCUUCCAGUUCAGGCUUCCCUGUCACCAUCUUUUUGGUUAUUUUGUCUAAAUUCUACAACCUUUAAAGUGACAAAAACAAAUAAAUCAAAUCAAGUCAAACCUACCGUAACCUUCUGAGACUUUUCGCAUAACAAUGGUAAAUGUGUCUGUUAGCCAUAGUACAUGUACUUGAAUUUGUGCAUGGCAGUAGAUCUAGAUAUAUUUUAAGAAUUAGAAUUUCUCAGAAAUGUUUGUCACAUUUGUCUUGUAGCUGGAAGAAGAAAGAUCUCAAAGGUCAGGAGACAACCUUCACCCUCGAGACAUUGAUGCCUUUUGGUUGCAACGAGAGCUGAACAAAUAUUACGCAGAUGCAGAGGCUUCAAGAUCUAAAGCUGAAGAAGUCUUGGAAAUUCUUAAGAGUGCAAAGGAUGAGCGAGAACUUGAGAACAAAAUGAUGUUGCUUCUAGGACAUGACAAGUUCUCAUUUAUCAGGCUGCUACGCAAAAAUAAGAACAUGGUGCUGUACUGUACAUUGCUUGCGACAGCACAGAGUGCUAAGGAUAAGAAGGAGAUUGAGGAGAAGAUGAGCUCUGAUCCUGAUUUAGCAUCGAUACUUCAUGCACUGACAGAGACAGAGCAAGAAGACUUGAUUCAGGUUGGUUAAAUGAAUAAAACCAGUGGAUAUUGUUUUGUCCCAUCACAAGCAAGAGUGCCCCCUAUGCAACAUUCCAAAAAAAUAACUAAAUAAAAAAAUUUCCAUAAGAUACUGAAAAGCAGUUACAGGUACAGUACUACCACAUGGGUGAAUUGCCAAAGAGGUUUUGUUGUAAUGAAUGGUCAUAUAUAUACAUGUAUAUUGUAGUGGUGUUUAAACCCCAGAAUUAAAAUUUUAGUAUUGCAUUUAACUUUUGUAGAUUAUUUUAUGUUGUAUAAAGUACUCUGGGGGCAAAAGUUUUGCAGGUAUUUUUCUAUUUAAAAAUCAACUCUAGGGACAUAGCAUUUUGUUACAUCUAAAGUAUGUUGGCAACUUUUCUAUACUGUAGGAGUGCAAAUGUCUUCCCUAUUUCCUGGCUACUAUCUGGUACAAUAAACGAGUAGACAUUGGUUACAAUGGGGAAUUUUUCAACAUCUUACUUUGAUCAUGAAGAAAUAUAUUGAAAAAUGGUCAUGUACAUGUCAAAAGAACAAUGGUUUGACUAAUCUUCUUUCAUGUACAUCUCACAGGAGGAACGAGCAAGGAAGGCAGCAAAUAGAAAAGCUAGAAUUGCUGCAGAUCUGGAUGCUGUUGAAUCUGAUCAGGUACAGGUUCUAUAACAAAAUCACUUGAUAUUUUAACUAAGUUUAUCAAGUCAAUUAGAGUGUUUUCACAUGACGUCCCAGCAGCCAUAUUGUUGUUCCAAAACAAUGAAAUGGCGGCCAUAUUAGUGUACCAAACCAAUCCUUUGGAAGUAUUGAACUCUUUUCUUAAGUAGGUGAUUUCUUUUGUUCCAAUAAAUUUGCGUAGAUGCUGGCCACAUUAUUGAAAACUCUCGAUUGGCUUUUCCACACUCUCUUACAUUUCUUUGGGAAGAAACAGCCCAUAAUGGUAUAACAUGUGUGAAGCAAAGAUCUAAAAUGCUUUGUUUACUCAACUUAAGAUUGUCUUUAGGUACUUAUGAUUUGUCCGAUACACCUUGUCAUGAUUUCUUUUUAAAAGAUGGUUUAUUUCUUUUGUUCCCUUGUAGACUCGAGGCAGUCGAAAAAUACUGGAUCUUGAAGAUUUGACCUUUAAAGACGGCAGCCAUCUUAUGGCCAACAAGAGGUGCCAACUUCCGGAUGGUUCAUUCAGGAAACAAAGGAAAGGUUAUGAAGAAGUUCAUGUCCCUGCUCUGAAACCUAAACCUUAUGAAGCUGGAGAGGUGAGGCAGUCUGCUUCAUUAAAAUUAAUGAAAAUUAAAUUCUUUUUGUAGUAUCUUUGUAUUGAGAACUACAAAAAUAAAGUUGGUGCAUGGAUUGCAUUCUAAUUAUUGCUUUAGUACCCCCAGAGAAAUAUUACUCCAUGUUUUUUCUUUCCUUUUUAAUCUUAAACUCAGUUUGAAUUAAAGGUGCAUUUUGUGAUUUUGUCCAUAAGAAACUUAGAAAGGCCAUAUUUGAUUUUCAGUAAAGCUAUUUUGAAAGUGUAGAAAAGGGCUCAAAAAAAAUCUUGAAUUCAAGUGUUGUUUCCUUUGGACAAGCAUCUCUCAGAUUUUCUUGCCUGGGGCCACUUCUUGCUUGUCUUAGUCAAUGAUUUUGUUGGAGGAUGACUUGCCAGGGGCAAGUUAAGCUUGAAAGAUUUCUUGCCAGCAAGAAAAUCUAUUUGGUCUGGACUACUGGACAGGAUUUUUGUUGAGCCCUGUGAAGAGAGAAAGGAAACAGUAGUUAACUUGCUCUUAUAUUGUUUGUUUUAUUUGUAGGAACGAGUUCCAAUUACAAGUUUACCCAAAUAUGCUCAGCCAGCCUUUGAAGGUUAUGACACCUUAAACAGGAUCCAGAGCCGUCUGAGUAACACUGCUCUUAACACUGAUGAGAAUCUGUUACUUUGUGCACCAACUGGAGCUGGCAAAACAAAUGUCGCUUUGUUAACAAUCUUGAGAGAAAUUGGCAAACAUAUUAACCUUGAUGGUACAAUCAACCUGGAAGAAUUCAAAGCUAUCUAUGUGGCACCUAUGAAGUCUCUUGUGCAGGAAAUGGUUGCUAAUUUCACUAAGGUAAGUUAAACUUUUGUGAAAGAAGUGGUUUAGGAUCAGGGGUAGGGUUUGUUAUUCCAGAAAAUAUCCGUACCGUACAUGUACCAGGGACAGCUUCCAUAUUUAAACCCGUCUUGCCUUUGGAAUUUCCAAAAUGUGUUAUCCCCUAUACCCCAGAAUUGCAAAAUCAUUAACCCCCAUCCGCUUUUGGAUUUUCCACUUUUUUUUGUCAAACUGUUUGGCAAAUAUGCCCAACUUGGCUUAUUUUAUGCCAAAUUAUUUCAAAUGACUGUACUUCCGUUCAGUACAACUGGUUACAGAGGGAAAAAAACUAAACAAGACAAGCAUAGAUCGAUCGGGCAUGUGUUUGUGUUGAUUUGCAGAAGAAAACCAGCAAAAUGUGGGUUGUAAAAGCCAAGGCCUUAACAUCUAUUGUCCAUGAAAUAUCCAUUUGUUAUUGUCCGUUCACUGCAAUACAUGAUCUUAAGACUGACAACGCCUUUUUUGAAGCUUGUGGGAUUGGAAGUAAUUGCUAACCCCGAAAGCUCAAAUUCAAGAUGACAGAAUUGAAAAUACACUCAAUCACAAAGUCUCCUGCAUGCACACACAUUCAUGACAAGAUGUCAUUUUAAUGUUCUGUACCAGUUUGGGUGCAAUGUAACGUUAAUGUACGUCAUAAUGACUUCUUAGAAAAGUGAUGUUAACUUCACAAAAUCUCCUUGUUGUAGAGGCUCAGUACUUAUGGCUUGACAGUAUCAGAGCUGACUGGAGACCACAACUUAAAUAAAGAACAGAUCAACAGCACACAGGUUAUCGUCUGUACACCAGAAAAAUGGGAUAUCAUCACUCGCAAGGGAGGGGAGAGAACUUUCACACAGCUUGUCAGACUGAUCAUCAUAGAUGAAAUACAUCUUCUACACGAUGACAGAGGACCAGUGUUGGAAUCAUUAGUUGCACGUACCAUUAGACAGAUAGAAACAACUCAAGAAUUGGUCAGACUUGUUGGGUUGAGUGCCACUCUACCAAAUUAUGAGGAUGUAGCUACCUUCAUGCGUGUGAAUCCUGCCAAGGGUUUGUUUUUCUUUGAUAACAGCUUCAGACCGGUUCCGCUGGAGCAGCAGUAUAUUGGGGUCACAGAGAAGAAACCAAUCAAGAGACUACAGGUUUGUUUUAAGUUAAUAGACAUUCAUUAUUCUCACUAGUAAGAAAAUACAUAAUCCAUUAAUACUGGAUGUUUUAUGUGGGAUGUGGGAGAAGCAAUAAUUAUAACCAAAGACAACAAAUAAACAUUUUUAUUAAUUUAUUAAUUUCUUUGUCCUUAUGGCUAACUGUAACAGUUGAAAGGACAGUGUUGAUAAUUUCUUUUCUGUUCAAUCAAUGGUUAGAAGUAACCCAUUUCUGAGUUGCCCUUACUGUCUUUUUUAUACUGGGGCACAAUUUUUGGUGAGAAUGAAAAGCUUUUUUCAUAUGAAAGGAUGAGCACCUGCACUCACUUUGAAAGUGAGGCCAAAGUUAAUACAGAAAUGGCCUAUAACAUGUACAUUGUAGGUUUUCAGGUUGUUUAUGUUACUCUAACCUUCAGUUGACCCCUUUUAGGAUGUCUUUAAAUUGUACAGUUGACUCCCGAUAACUCAAUCCCUCGCUAACUCAAACCUGGUGUUAACUUGAACCAAAAUUGAUUUCAGCUGGAUUUCCUUAGUACAUUUACUGUAAUUUUACCCUUGGUAACUUGAACCCUCCAUAACUCGAACCUUCCACUAACUUAAAGUAAUAUUGCUUUCCCUUCAGAUCUUUUCUAUAUAAUAUUAUUUUGCACUGGAUAACUUGAACCAUGUUAUACUGUAAGUGCAUGAAAAAAACCAGUGCAUUGCAGUCUGAAACAUUCAGUGUCAGUCUUUUUUGUUUUUUAUUCAGCCCUGUAUAUUGAUCGAGCUUUGUUGCCUAAUGUUUUUUACUUGAUAUCAAUAUAUCUCUUGCUGCCCUUGAAGUAGACUGUGCUUGUUACUUGUUACUUGUUACUUCCCCAUCCAUUUCCUUAUUUUUGGUUAUUUGCUUCGAACUCCCAAUAACUCAACCUCCUUAUAACUAUAUAUUUUUUUGAUUUUCCCAGAAGGUUUGAGUUAUUGGGAGUUAACUGUAUGUAAAAAAUGAAAUGUUGAUCACAUGAGUUUGUUAUACCCAAAGUUUCAAAUCCCUGGUUGCUUAAUAGUGGUAUUCAGGGACGAGUCUUUGGAACAAAGAACGUUCAGAUGGCUCACUGUUGGCAGCUUAAGAUUCCCACAUGGCUGUCCGUGGCUGUUUGAACACAACUCAUCUUGCUCAAAAGUCAUUUAAAAAUUCAUGAACCUUCCUUUUUUUACAGAAGAAGAGAGGUUUUGUAAUAAUGAUGUCAUUGUAAUUUUUCUUUAAGGUAAUGAAUGACAUUGUGUAUGAAAAAGUCAUUGAACAUGCUGGAAAGAACCAAGUGCUGAUAUUUGUACACUCAAGGAAAGAGACUAGCAAGACAGCUCGGGCCAUCAGAGAUCUGUGCCUUGAAAGAGACACAUUAGGACAUUUCUUAAGGGAAGACUCAGCUAGCACUGAAGUCCUUAGGUAUGAACUUCACAAGAUUUCUUAGCCUGAAUUAUUGAUAGAGGUUGCUUAAAAAAAAAGAAAAAAAACCAAGAUAUUUCAUGCUGUGUGACUAAGACUAUACCUAAGAUGACAGCUUUGUUUUAAAGUGUUCUAGUAGACUACUCUUUUGGCUGCUAAGCAGGUGAUUGCAACUUGUCUCCACUUUCAAGUGCCAUUUAUAACUCUUUACUCUUGUUGUUGAUUUUUUGUCAACCGUACAAAAAUUCAUUGUGACCUUUAUUUGCAAGGGAUGGUUUUGGACAUGCAGAAAGUGAGCUUUAUUUUGCUAUGUUUUUAAUGUGUAUACCUUGGUGAGAAACAAAUUUAUAGACUAUACCUAAGAUAUAACCUUUGUUUUGAAAUGUUCUAGUAGGUGCCACAAUCACUGCCACCUUUCAGCUGCUAAGCAGGCAGUGAUCACGACUUGUCUCCACUUUCAAGUGCCAGUAAUUUUGUACUUUUGCUAUUGUUGAUUUUUGUCAACCUUACAAUUUUUUUCUUCAAUUUGUAUUCCCCUUCCCUGUUGUUACUGUUUCUUCUCACCUACUGAAAUGUGCAUGAUUGUCUUUCUCAUAAUAAUAAUUAAUUUUAUUGCAAUCACCAUUACUUAGAACUGAAGCUGAACAAGCUGUUAACCUGGAGCUGAAAGACUUGCUUCCUUAUGGAUUUGCCAUCCAUCAUGCUGGCAUGACCAGAGUGGACAGAACACUAGUAGAGGAUCUCUUUGCUGACAGGCACAUCCAGGUUUUAGUUUCCACAGCAACAUUGGCUUGGGGAGUCAACUUGCCAGCACACACUGUGAUUAUCAAGGGAACACAGGUACAGUUAUCCACAUCAUAGAUCAGAUGUAGUGUGUAUAGUAUGUCCAUUUAACUUGUGUAGAUGGAGACAAAUUAUACUUUAAAUAUGUGUAGGUUAUUAUCACAUUCAUUGAGUUGUUGUUGCUCUGGGGGGAGAUGUUAUGUGGUAUUUUUCCACAAAGCAUCUGUCAAAAGGCACAUUUGAACUCUUAGAAAACGGGAUGCUGUGCUUGUCAUUGAAUUCGUUGUAAAAUGCUGGAAUGUAAUGGUAGAUUUCAAGAGUACUUGAAACACCCUUAAAGAGAAGAAUUUUUGAAACAGUUGGGAAAUAAUAAUUAUUAUAGUAUUAUAUAAAGUCAUUCAAAGGUUGAGGGCAACUUUUAAAAUUGGGGAUAGAUCAUAUUGUUAAGAAAAAGUGAAUAUAAGCACAGCUGAGAUGAACACUGUUUGAAAAAUAAAAUGUUAGUGCUUGAAUAUGCCUUAAUAUACUCAUGAAUUUUAUGACCAAGAACUACGUGUGCAUUGUAGCACAAACCCAAGGACACUUACACGUGCACUAUGAACAGUUUGUUAUUCAUUUAACCUUUUUUUGUUUGUACAUAGUCUUAAACUUCCAACAUUUGAAGUACCAUGAUAUUUUUAAUAUUACAACACUCUUACUGGUCAGGAUAAGAAAAAAUACAUUAUAUGACUUGCAUCUUAUUUUUUUUUAAGUAUCAUUGCUAUCAUCAAUAAAAAUUAUAAAUUAUUCCCUUUGCAGAUUUACAAUCCUGAGAAGGGUCGCUGGGUAGAGCUGGGUGCACUGGAUGUGAUGCAGAUGCUCGGGCGUGCUGGUCGACCUCAGUAUGACACAAAGGGAGAAGGCAUCUUGAUUACAAGUCACAGUGAACUGCAAUACUAUCUUUCGCUCAUGAAUCAACAGGUAACGUCAUAGGGGAACUUCCAACCAUAGAAGAAAUUGUAGUAGUAGUAGUAGUAGUAGUAGUGGUAGUAGUAAACCUUAGUAAGAGCAGUAACAGUACAGCUGUAGCACGUAUAUUAUACUGUAGCUGUAGUGGCAGUGGUAGAGGUAACAGUAGUGAUAUGGAGGCCAGUAGGGGCAAUGGUGAGAACAGCACUUCUAGUGGUAAUCAUGAUAAUGUUGUUAUUGUGUAUUAGUUUUUGCACUUUGAGAAUGCAGGAAUCAUAUAGCCUGAGAUACAAAGCAUUUAGUGCAUUAUAAAAAGUGGUUAGCACGUGAUGUGAUUGGUGUUCUGCCAGAGGACUGCAACAAUGGUAAAGUUGUGUAGUUACAACAAAAUAGAAACUAAGUGAAACACUUGCUUGAUUAAUGGAAACUUAAUUGAUUGAGAAUAAAUUCAAAUCAUUUAGAACAAGUUUGCGUCUCAAUUUAUAAUGGCCUAAAAAUGUACAGACAAGUUUGAAGGCUUAGUAACCUUGUGGUGUUUGUUUUUGAUUCCUUUAGUUACCCAUUGAAAGUCAGUUUAUUAGCAAGCUUGCUGACAACCUCAAUGCUGAAAUUGUGCUUGGAACAGUGCAGAAUGCCAAGGAAGCUGUGCAUUGGCUAGGUAUUGUUUCUACUGACUCUUUCUUAUUCCUCUUUGAAGCGUCUUUAGUCUAUUGGACGUAGUAUAGUGGUCUCUUGCUGACAGUCUUUGUGCAUUAUUUUGAUUUUGUUCUUAGGUUACACAUACCUUUAUAUUAGAAUGUUGAGAAAUCCAUCCCUGUAUGGUAUAUCUCAUGAUGAGAUUGAAAAGGAUCCCCUACUUGAACAGGUAAACAAGUCUUUUUUCACUUCUUUCAUAGCAAAAAAAUAUAUGCUUAAAAAUUCACAUGUGAAAAGUGGCAUGUUUGUCCCCAACCUCCAGAGUGCAUUAAUUUUCAUCGACACUAUUCAUAUGUAAUGAUUUUUUUAGAAAUAUGUUGUACCAGACUUAACAAAGUGAUUUAACUUGUUAGACUGGAAACAAAUCAAAAUUCAGCUGCAUGAGGGGUUGCUAUGUGUCUAAAUUGCAUAUAUAACUAGAUUGUUGCAACAAUUAUGUGUUAACAUUUUAAAGUAAAGAUUUUGUUAUUGUUGUGUAAUGUUGAGUCAUUCUUUUAUAGCGGAGAGCAGAUUUGAUCCACUCAGCUGCUACUCAGCUUGACAAAAACAACCUUGUGAAGUAUGACAAAAAGUCAGGAAACUUCCAGGUUAGCACAAGCAUUUGCCUGUUUGACUUUUUCGACUUUUAGUGUUGAAAAAUUUAAUUAAGUGCUAAUACCAGUAAUAAUGUACAAAGAUAUCCUUUUUUUAAGGUGACAGAGUUGGGACGCAUUGCUAGUCAUUAUUACUGUACUCAAGAAACCAUCGCUACUUACAACAGUUUGCUCAAACCAACUCUCAGUGAGAUUGAACUGUUUAGAGUUUUUUCACUAUCCUCUGAGUUCAAGUACAUCACAGUCAGAGAAGAAGAGAAACUGGAGCUUAAUAAAUUGCUGGAGCGGGUUCCGAUUCCUGUGAAAGAGAGCAUUGAAGAGCCCAGUGCAAAGGUAGACUUUCUAAUAAGACAAUCAAGCAGCACAGUUUUGCAUCUGCAGUAUCAAUAUCUUCUUCAUUUUGCCUUUGUAAAAGCAGUGAAACCCAAAGUGUCAAAUUCCUGUAUGUGUUAGCAUAAUAGCAUUCAGGGCCCAAAUCUUUGGAACAGUGACUUCAGAUGGCUAAUUUUGGGCAGUUGAGAUACUGUGACUGCACUGAAGCUGUUUGAAAAUAAACAUAGUUUAAGUGUAUUCAGGAUUGCGGCUUGGUUGACAGUGGUUCUGCAAAAUAAAAGUUGGAAGUUCUUUCAUGCAUAUAUGCUUUUUUCUUUCCAAAGGUCAACGUUCUUCUUCAGGCAUACAUAUCUCAUUUGAAGCUAGAGGGAUUUGCUUUGAUGUGUGAUAUGGUUUAUGUUACUCAGGUAAUUAUUGUUCAAAUUAAACAGUACUCUAUUUCUGUAAGUCGUUGAACAUUUCUCACUUAACUUGUAGGCAAGGAGAAAAAUGACUGUUUAAUUUUUGCUUUUGUGUGCAGUCAUCAGGCCGGCUUAUGAGAGCAAUCUUUGAGAUUGUGUUGAACCGUGGAUGGGCUCAACUGGCAGACAAGAGCUUGAACUUGUGCAAGAUGAUUGAUAAGCGAAUGUAAGUCAACUGUGUAAAUUAUGCAGAGUACAAUUCACGCUAAUGGCUUUUAUGAUUUGUUGGGUCAUUUCACAAAAAGUUAGAAUUCUCUGGUGGCUCUUGUAUGGAGCUUAGCCUUGAACCUUUCGUUGCAGUAAUAUUUGCAAUCUCACCUUGUUAUCUCGAUAAUUCCACUGACCAACAUGUUUUCUAGACUCUUCUGCAUACAUUUCCAAAAUUGACUGUACUGUAGCCUGUUCCUCUAGUCUCCCCUCAUUUUUUUUUUCUUCAUGAAUUUUUCUCCCGCACUCUACUAUCUGAACACCUGGAACAGGCUAACUGUACUGCACUGCACUCAUCUGAGGAAUGUUAUCCAACUUUCUUUAAAUGACUCCUCUGUUCCAUCUAUUUAUAUGCAGUAAUACAAAACAUUAUAGUGAUCAUCCAGGGUUAAGGUGGAGGUAUGUUAGACAAGGAUUAUAUGGCGGCAAGGUGGGGUCAAUCGUGUGUUCUGAUUGGCCACCUGCGCAAACAAGAUGGUCUGAUCUUGCCUUCUCGGGAUUACUCACCCUGUUCUGUUCCUGAGAGGAAAAAAAAUAUUUCUUCAUAUUAUCAUGUGAUAUAAUUAUAUUUUAUCCUUUUUUGACCAAGCUUGUUUUAUCAACAUGGCUGGAUAACAGCCUCAUUCAUUUUUUGACCAAUAUCCAGCUACCUUGACCCCACAAUUGAUCAAUAGGAUAAACAUAAAAGAAACAAUUCCGAUUUGUCUUUUGAUUCUGAUCAAACCCUAGGUGGCUGUCCAUGAGUCCACUUCGCCAAUUCAAGAAAAUCCCCAUGGAGGUAAUCAAGAGAAUUGAGAAGAAGGAAUUCCCAUGGGAGCGUUACUAUGACUUGGGAGCCACCGAGAUCGGUGAGCUGGUGCAUAUGCCCAAAAUGGGCAAAACACUGUACAAGUUUGUCCAUCAGCUGCCCAAAAUGGAGUUAGCCACCCAUAUCCAACCCAUAACAAGGUAUGUUUUUCUAGGUCAGAUGAAAAACAUUGAAUGCGUAAGGCUAUGUUCAUACUCUACUGAAUAGUUUUUGCGUUGCCAUGAAAAGCAGACUGGAUAGGGCUUCUGUUCACACACAGGAAUGGUUGUGGUGGCACAAUUUCUGUGACUGAGCAAAGCUGUGCCUCGUUGAUCUCGAAAGUGGAGUAACUGAAACUCAUAUUGGAUAGAUUUUCUGCCGUACUUUGGUGUGUUGUGAACACCUUUUCGGCCUGUCACGGAAGUAAAUAAGUAGGAGUGAGAACUGGAACCCACCAUGACGGAAGUAAAUAUUGAGGAGGGAGGACUGGAAUUGAGUACACCAAACCCUCUCGGUCAACCGCGCCGGCACGUUGUUCACUGUUACUGUUCAUACUAUACCGGCACCAAAGCUAUCAAGUAUAGUGUGAACAUAGCCUUGGUGUUUUUUCAAGUUGCUUUCUUUCUUUUGUUUUCUGUCCUUUCAUUUUCAGAAUGGUUAGAAGUUUUUUUGCUACAUCUUAUGUGUAUGAUAAGGCUUUCGUAGAAGGCUUUGAGAUUGGCAACUAAAAUUUCAUCUGAGUCUUGUCAUAACAUUUUAAAACAUGCAACUUACCAAGAGAAUUUCAUCAUCGUCUCUCUUCAUACCAUAAUGCUGUCGCCCACAAAGUUUGGAACUCCUAACUGGUAACUUGAUGUGGGACACAUUAUUUCUUCCCUUCCCUUUUCUUUCUUUUUGCUUCACUUUGUGUUGCUAUAUUCUAAUACAACCACUCCAACAUGUUUUCCUUGUCAGAUCGACUCUAAGUGUGGAACUUGUGAUCACCCCAGAUUUUCAGUGGGACGAAAAAGUUCAUGGAAACUCAGAGGCAAUGUGGAUAUUUGUGGAAGAUGUUGAUAGUGAGAUCAUCUUACAUCAUGAGUACUUUCUGCUAAAGAGCAAAUUUGCCUCGGAUGAACACACGCUGAAGUUUUUUGUUCCUGUGUUCGAGCCUCUUCCACCGCAGUAUUUCAUCAGGAUUGUGUCUGACAAAUGGCUUGGUGAGGGUUUAAACGUGGUUUUUUUAAUAUGCUUCAAAAAUCUGAACCCUUUAAGUCCUAUUUUUUGAGGUAUCAAUAAUGCAACCAGUGACUUUUUAAAACUAUUACAUGUAUGUUCUUCCUGAGGUGCGUUUGCAACUUGAAAGGAUAUUUCGGUAGUUUUGUGCGAACGUGUUCACUGAUAUUGCCUUUCAAGGUUCAAUCCAUGUUUAUUCUUGCCAUCCAAAGCAGCAGACGACAGAAAACAGUUUUAAAAAGCCUCAAUUUAGUCUUAAAAAACGAAACUGGACCAUUAUUUUUGAAAUUUAGUUGAUGUGGAGGCACAGCUCAUUAGUGCAAAUAGCUAGUAAGAACUCUUGUCUCAGAUGAAAUGGUGACAUGACAUGAUAAGCAGUGCGCUGAUAGUUGCGUCUGGUGUGAACAUUUCACCUAUUUACAAUGUCGUGAUUGUAGAAGUUUGAUUACUUUUUAUAUGUUUGUAUUUAGGGUCUGAAACGCAGCUACCAGUAUCAUUUCGUCAUUUGAUUCUGCCAGAAAAGAAUCCUCCACCAACUGAACUGCUUGAUCUUCAACCUUUGCCAGUUUCUGCUCUCAGAAACCCUGCAUUUGAGAAUUUAUACAAGGACAAGUUUCCCUACUUUAAUCCUAUACAGACCCAAGGUAAGAAGGACUUACAUGACUGGGCCGGGUUUCUGAAAGGCCGAUUAGCGCUAAUCCAGUAUUAAAAUUUUGUUCCUUUCUUGUAUUUUACCUUUCUUUGUAUUGCUAAGAGUAACAUUUUGUUUUAUCAUUACCGUAUCUCGGAGUAAAAGUUCAACAGUAUUUUUUUAACCUUGAGUUACAUGUUCUUAGGCAAGAUAACCUCGCUUAAAAUUUGGCUUAAUCCUGGGUUAAACUUAACCAUCUUUCGAGGAACCGGCCCCUGUUGUUUAUUAGAGACGCAACUUAAGCAUCCAAGGAGCCUGGCUUUCACUUAUCGGGCGAUACAAAUACAAGUGCAAGUACAAGGGUUCUUUAUGGCCCCUAAAUAACAGUCUACACUAAAGCACAAGGAUCAAAAUUUUCCUCUUAUACGCUCACUCUUGUGCUUGAGUCGUGCUUGAAUCGCACUUGCUUUGCUGAUGAAAACCAUGCUUUGGGGCAACGGUACAGAGGAGCUCCCGGUUGUUCAAAAGUUGGAUAGUGCUACCCACUGAAUAAAUCACUAUCCAGCGGGUAAGUAGAGAUUUAUUCGGUGGAUAGUGCUAUGCACCUUUUGAACAACUCAGUGGGGCCCUGUCCUUUUAUACACACUGUGAUUUAAUAGGUUCAUUUAUUGUCAUAAUGCAUACAACUAAUGUUGUCGGUCGUUUUCGCCUUUCUUCAGUGACUAGGAUUUCCAAUAAGUUUUUCGAGGUCCAGGAUUUGCUUUGUUUUGAAGGCCGGGAUUGGGAUUUCAAAGCAAAAUAGGGUUGGGAUUCGGGAUGAAAGUACGCACACGAUGCGGGAUCCCGAAAAUAACCAUCGGGAUGACGGGAUUGAGCGAACAUUAGGGUCGGGAUUGGGGAACUACAAUGAUUUUUGUUGGAUUAAACUAGAAUAACUUUAUUACUACAGCGUUACAUAGUCUGCCUUUGUUUUUGUCUUGUCAGUUUUUAACACUCUUUACAACUCUGAUGAGAAUGUUCUUAUUGGUGCACCGACCGGUAGUGGUAAGACCAUCUGUGCAGAGUUCGCGGUGCUACGACUCCUUCAGCAGAUAACUGACUGUAGAUGUGUGUAUGUCACUCCAAUGCAGUCGCUGGCUGAUCAGGCAAGUCGCGUUUUAAAACACAUACACUAGGUGUCUGUGGUGUGCAGUAGAGUACAGGGGUAGAGUACAACGUUUGUUGGAGUGGUUAUUCAGAGACUCAAAAGUCAGAGCCACUGAAGAAUAAAAAAGAGAAAAACACCUAAAACGCGUCAUCAACCACUGGAAGUAGCUUUCCUUUAAAAUGGCCACUACGUAGCAUGCACUUGCAGAUGUAUUUCCGUUCGUCGCUUCUCUCCACACGAAAAGAGGGAGCGAAAUACGUUUGCAUUUGCAGUCUACCACAUAAGCCGUUUGAGUCCAGAUUUUGAAAAAUCCUCUCCUGCUCUACACGUUUUGGUUUUAAUUGGACUUUAUCUACUCCCGCGCGUUUCAUUCACUCGACAGACGAGGGCUAUACGAUACCGGAUAGCUUUUAGUGCCGACACGAAAAGCCAUCUGGUAUAGGCACAGAACUGGAACAAGUCUUUCACGUACAUCGCGCCGGAGCGGUUGGCCGGGAGGGUUUGGUGCACGAAAUCCCAAUCCUCACUCCUGAAUAUUUACUUUCAUCUCAUUGGAUCCCAGCCAUCGCUCCUACUUAUUCACUUUCGCUACGGUCCCAGUACCCGUUCACACUGCACCAAAGUUGGGCACAGAACCCAUCCGAUAUGUGACGCUCCACUUUCGAGAUCAGCGUGGCGAAGCUUCCCUCCGUUACAGAAGUCGCGCCGAAAUCACCGUUCUUAGGUGUCAACAGGAACCCCAUGCGUUAUUGGCUAGAUCCAUCCGGUAUAGAGUGAACAUAACCUGAUUAAAUAGAGGGGCGUCUCAUAGUCUGUAUGAUUGCUAGAAAGAACUGUAGCGUUGCAACCUGUGAUUAAAAAUAAUGAUCUUUAUCCUGACUUUCUUCAUGGUGAUAUUAGGACGGCAUGAGGUUGCACUUGUUGGUUUUAUGUAAUGACGGUAUUUUGUAUCCAUAAGAGUUGAAUGGUCUAUAUUUCUGCACUUGGUUUUAUCAGGUCUUUGCUGACUGGCAGAGCAAGUUUGGCUAUCAGCUAGGCAAGAACGUGGUCAUGCUGACAGGAGAAACUAGUGCAGAUCUUAAACUUUUGGCUAAGGUAAACAAAAACAACAACAACAACAACGACAUAACACAAAUUUUAUAACUGUGCUGAUAUGUUUUGUUAGACCUAAUUGUAGUUGCAAGUUUUCGCUUGUUAUUGUUAAAGGCUAACGCAGGCGAUAUUCAUGUGAUUUUUGCUGCAAUUUUGGGGCGAUCUUAAAGCGAGGUAACCGUUGGGUGCAUGAUCUGAUCAUCUCAUGUAGACAUUCAACAAUGCACUCAGUUUCUUACUCGGCGUAUCCUUUACACGGGAAAAUAGAAGUUGGAAAUGUUUGUCAUUGUUGACUGGAAGCCAGGGUGUUUUAUGCAUGUUGGCAAUAAACUGCCUCUGUUUCUAAUUGCUUAAUACUCUCUACCAGUAAAUCCAAAUUUUUUUGUUUUCGAAGAGAACGUUCCCGUACUUCUCAGUUCUGAGGACAGAAACACUGAGUCGAGGCUUUGUGUGACAAAAUACAGUCAUUUGUUCACUGAAAUUGUCCAUUCAAGUCUCGACCUGGUUUCACUGUAUUUGCUCACGGAGCGGAAUGAGAGAUAGGUGUAUAGGAUUUGUCUACCCGAUUUUUUCUUGUAGGGUAAUGUGAUUGUCAGUACUCCAGAACAGUGGGACGUGCUGUCAAGACGGUGGAAACAGCGGAAGAACGUGCAAAAUGUGCACUUAUUCAUCCUUGAUGAAGCUCACAUGAUUGGUGGAGAAUCAGGGGUAAGCUGAAAGGAACCUUUUUGUCAUUGCCUAUUUUCACUUUAAGCGUAGGACUCUGCCGAUGUUGUGUCGAAUUGCUUUAUGGGACUGUUUUCUUUUUUUGCUAUUGGCUGUUUUCAGGUUAAGUGGUAGACUGGGUCGAUGUUGUGUCGAAUUGCUUUAUGGGACUGUUUUCUUUUUUUUUCUAUUGGCUGUUUUCAGGUUAAGCGGUAGACUGGGUCGAUGUUGUGUCGAAUUGCUUUAUGGGACUGUUUUUCUUUUUUGUUUUUGCUAAGAAAUUGUCCGCCAAAACAGCCUUAAGGGUACAGUUUGACACACCUCCGACCCCGCCUCAAGCUCAACUUCAGAAUGGCCAGUAACUAUCCUUGUUUGUCAGUGACUGGCAAACUACGAAGGGAUUUAGGCUGAGCAAAUCAUACCAUAUUUGGUAUUCGGAAGUCGUUAGCCAAGUCCUCCGAUAGAGAUGUCACAAAUCCUUGUCAUUUUUCUUUGAAGUAGCCGACUUUUUUUGUGUCACCUCAGGCGAAAAUUCUGUUUAAUAUGGAUAAAUGCAAUUUAACUGAGUUAACGAUUAGAAGCAAGAGCAGGUGACGUUAGCGUUCUCUGGCGUUUACUAGCCUAGCAGCGUUUUCGGGGCUGUGCGAGUCUUUGCAUUCCCGCAGUUCCUGUAACUCCGCUUUUAGGCCACGCUUGUAUCAGUGGGUCCUUGUUGUUGUUGCGUGCGUGCGCCAUUGCACGUGCCGUUGUACCGUUGCCAUUGCCAUUGUACCGUUCAGUUAUCGACAGCGGGCUUGUUUUUUAUACAUUGUUAGGUUUCCAUCCCCAUCCUUCCCUUUUUGUUCCUUAUAAUUUUCCACGCAGUCCAGUGGUUUCAGUGUGACAGGUGCUGGGGAAUUUUUGGCGUCUAGGGCCGAGUGUGUUACUGGGUUGCCAGCUGGGAAGUUCAGUACACCUUGAUUUCAGACCCCGGGCGUAAGAGUACCUAUCCUCCACUUGCCUUGUAGGCGUUAUUACUGGAUGGCAUUUUCAAGUUCCAAAUACAAAAAUCGAAGUUGAAUUUGCUUUUAAUUUUGAAUUUAAAUAUUUUCUUUGUCCCGCGCUUGCAUGCUGAACGUAGAAUAUUUUGUUUGUAACUUGUGUUUUGUUUUUGAUCUUUGUCAUCAUGUUUGACUCCUAGCCUGUGAUGGAAGUAAUCUGUUCUCGUAUGAGAUACAUCUCAUCACAGAUUGAACGUAACAUUCGGAUUGUGGCUCUGAGUUCUUCGCUAGCAAAUGCAAAGGUAUUAAAACCAGUCAUAGUCUUAAGUGAGAAACGGAUUUGAACACAAGUUCAGUUUCUGAUGCUUAACUAAGAACCUAAAGUUUAUUAGUUUGAUCAGUCAGAGAGUCGGGUAAUAUCAGGUUUGCUUUUCCUUUGUAGCCCAAACAGUCCGUUUUCCCGUCUUAAAACCUAAUUUAGUCAUCUUGAAACUCGAAACAUACACCUCAAGAUUUUCAUUUCCAAAUGUUAACUGUUCAAGGAUUAAGCUACUAGAGACUGUCGACAUACGUUUGAAUUGUUUCUAAUCAUUUCUUAUCUGAUAUUUGCCAGGACGUUUCCCAGUGGUUGGGAGUUGGUGCUACAGGCCUGUUCAACUUUCACCCCAACGUCAGACCAGUGCCCCUUGAACUGCACAUUCAGGUAUGAUCCUAAUAAGGCUGAAUCAGGGCUCAGACGCUCUGUUAUAGGGAGAUUAAACACGACGACGACAACGGCAACUAGAACUGCAUUAUUGUAGGAAUCCAAUCGUCCUGGACAUUCGAGUCGCUGUCUGACCAUUACCGGGAUUUCUUUUUUUUCCUGUCAAUUCCAUCUGGAUGGCUUCUCAUUAGAUGGGACUUUAAAUCAUGUGUUGUUUAUUUUGUUAUGUCUUUUGUUUCAUGUUACUUCCUUCCAACCCGUCCAUGAAAGGCACAAUUUUACAGUUGUUGUGUACUACUUUUCUCAUCUUCGUUGUUAAGCACACAUUUUUUUUCCAAUUUCAGGAGUAUUUAAUCGUUUCUUGUCACCUUUUGUAUCAGGGCUUCAACAUCACUCACACAGCAUCUCGUUUAAUUGCCAUGACAAAGCCUAUGUAUCAGUCAAUUGUAAAGCAUUCACCCAAGAAACCUGUCAUUGUUUUCGUGCCGUCCAGAAGACAAACCAAACUGACUGCUCUAGACCUACUGACCUUCUCUGGAGCCGAGAAUGACGCACAGAGGUAAGCUAGUCAGAAAAGAUUUAACAAUGCAGGAGCUAAAAACCAUCUGAGUGCUUGAUGGGAUUCGAACCCAUGACUUCCCAGGCGUCCAUAUGGUGCUCUUACUACUGAGUUGCGGAGAGACUGGUGGUGAACCAGGUCGUGUACUCGUGUACUGGGUUCUCAUGCCACACACGUCCUGCAUACUGCUGGGAUGCAAAAAUCCAAACAAACAAACAAACAAGAACAGAAACGACAAUUCAGUGUGGAAUCCGUCGCUAAAUUACCAUGAGACUUUUUAACCCUUUCACUCCAAAUUGUGGCUAAAGUUAGAAUUCAACAAAAUUUUGCAAAUUUCAUUUCUUAGAAUGCUGAAAAACAAAUAGAACCAUGCGAAAGUACUGCGAAAAAAAAAUAUUUGAAUGGUCACACCAUAGGAUUUCGUCUACAGACUCAAAAGUUAGAACUACAUACUGAACAAAUAGUACCAUGUGAAAGUACUGGUGAAGAAGUUUCAUUUGAAUGGUAACACCAUAGGAUUUCAUCCACAGACUAAAAAGAACCACCCUACCAGACUCGGUCAUUCACUGUGAGAGAAAGGGUUAAGAAACAAGUUUGUACGGGAAGGCAAAUUUUAAAUUUAGCGGACGCAGGAAGCGGCCUGACUGUUGCUAUUCUAGGAAGGUGAAGAAGAAGGGAAUGUAAACUUUAGUAACAAAACAGGAAAGACAAAAGUGGAAAACGGUUUUUGUGUAAAAUCCAGCACAAUUCCAGGACAGGAAUUUAACGGUGUUGAUUCAAGUCGUAACUGUUGAUUUUAUAGAGACUGAUAUGUAAGUUUAUUUCCUUAGAGGGGUUAUUUUGCUUUAACAGGUUCCUGCACUGCACAGAGGAAGAUCUUCAACCUUUUAUCAAACGUUUGAACGACAAGGCAAGUUUUAGGAACUUGGUUUUUAGUUCACUAAACUACCGUUGCUCCUGCGUUGCCGACUCUGUUACCACUUACUACAAAGUUCUUUCAACGAACAAACAACAACAGCAAAUUGAAUUUGAAAGUGAAAUUCAACAUUGUAACUAAUUAAAUAAUUUUUCCACCCGCAAAUAGCCUUGGAACUAAUCGAGGCGGGGCUGGGGAGGAAAGUCUUAUUUACAAUACAAGGUUUUAGUGAAUGGACUAAACAACAAUGAAGACAGGAAAACUAAUAAAACAUUCGAUUUGUGAGAGAAUAACGAGAACUUUACGGUUCACAUUCACGGACACGCCCGUCCAUCUUGGUCAGCUCACGUAAUCUGUUAAGGUGUCGCUGUGUUAGGAGUCAACAGCUAGCCGAAAAAUAUCGAGCAUUGAUCGGCGGGCUACCGACAUCUCGCCGAAAAAUUAUCGAUGAGCUGACAAAAAUGCGUGACCGCGCGAGUAGGUAUGCAUGACAAGUUUUAAAGUACUUGUAGUAACUGACAAAUGGAUCUAACAUUUUGAGGAAAAAAAUGCUUUUAACUGAUGGUAAUGCUCAUAAAUUUUGCCUUCUAAUCUUCAGACUUUGAAAGAGACAGUGGGUUAUGGAGUGGCUUAUCUUCACGAAGGACUGUCUGAUGCUGAAACCAAGAUUGUAGAACAACUUUUCAACUCGGGAGCCAUACAGGUGGUGAUUGUGUCGCGCAAUCUUGCUUGGGCGAUCAACAUGAACGCUCACCUUGUGGUCAUCAUGGACACUCAGUUCUACGAAGGCAAGAUCCAUGCGUAAGUCACGGGACGACUAUAUAUGCAGUAACGGCAGCGUGAAAAUACAGGGGAGAGAAAAGUUAUAUUGAUAGGAUAAUUUUCUCUCUCUUUAAGACUUUUCUACUGGAAGAAGAUUUAAAAUUUUCGACGCGAUAUCAUAUGUUUUUGAUCGUGGUUUGAUCGUGGUUUUGAGUUUUUUUUUUGAAUGUCUGAGAAAUUGGCAGUGCAGACCAAAGUAACCACGAAACGGCACUCAUUUGAGAACCUGGCGCUCUCGUUAGUUUUAGUUAUCGGCUCGAGCUCCAAACCUUCCGCAUUUUUCCGAAUGCGUAUAUGGGUUAUGAGUGGUUAGAACGAAUUAAUUGUGUGAUUAAAUUAUCUCAGUCAGGGCUUGAAAAAAAGUUCCGUCCGGUAGUCCGGUAGUAACUUUUCUUGCUUACUUUCCCAAUGAGCCUAUAUGCCUUAUCGAGUUAUUAUAAAAAAUAAAAAAAAACUGGGAAAACUUCCUUGCGUUGAAUUAGUGCUUCUGACACAGUUUUGUUUUGUUCUUUUUCAGUUAUGUGGAUUAUCCCGUGACAGAUGUAUUACAAAUGAUUGGCCGAGGAAACAGGCCACUACUAGAUGAUUCAGGAAAGGCAGUGAUUCUCUGUCAAGCAUCCAAAAAAGAAUACUUCAAGAAAUUCCUCUAUGAGCCUCUGCCUAUCGAGGUUAGUAUGUAACACGCCAAGGAAAAGACUCUACAGCAGUAACUCUGCAAAACACAAAACGUAUUUUGUCUUCCAAAGGCUGGGAAAAAGUGAAAAGCCUGUCUCGUCUCGCGCAUUUACUCACCCAAAAAAGUUUGUUGUCGCGUUUUCGUACAAAAUUUGUAAAGGAUGCUUUGCUAUCUAGUAACUAAAACGAUCCCAGAAUCCCUUAUACCUUACGCUGGUAUACAGUUUCCUUAAGGUUAUGGAGUAGAUAUCUAAUGCGGACUCUUGCUGUUUCAGUCGCAUUUGGAUCAUUGUCUUCAUGAUCAUUUUAACGCUGAAGUGGUAACAAAGACGAUUGAGAACAAGCAAGAUGCAGUGGAUUAUUUAACAUGGACCUACCUUUACCGCAGAAUGACACAGAACCCAAACUACUACAACUUACAAGGUAAUGGUUCGAACUGACACCUGCGUAAAUAAUACUUAUCUCUGGCAUGUUGUGUUUGCGUUUGUUUAAAGCAUGAUUAAACCGCAGCUUUGUUGUACUAAUUGAGCUGAAUUGCGCUCAGUAUGCGUAGAUUUGGGUACAAAAUUGGCUUGGCCGUUUUAGGUAUCUGGCAGUCUUUUCGAAGGAGUGGAUCUCUUUAUUCGUGUGGUCAAUGUAAUAUUUUUAUCACCCACAGGAGUUACCCAUAGACAUCUCUCUGAUCACAUGUCGGACAUGGUAGAGAACACACUUAAUGAUUUGCAGCAGUCCAAGGUAUAGUUAACUGUUAUUUUUCCAAGUGUAUUACUUUUAGUUUACAAAAUCUGCAAAACCUCUAGUUGGUGAAUAAUAAAGCGAACAGUUCCUUUCCUUUUGGCCGCUUUGACGUUUUAGGGAAGACGGGACUGCGACUGUUUUGGGGACGCUAUCUUUUUUCUUUGGCUAUUACGAGGGAGUCGGGAAACUGAGUCAAAAUUCGCGUCUCCAAACACACCCACAGAGCAAUUCGACUCAACGCCCACCCAGUCUUACUUGUAACUUCAAAAUGGCUCAUGUUGCUCUCUUCUGAGCAAGAAUAGUUGAUGGGAAUAUGAUGUUAGCGACGGCAAAAUUGCUCAUCAAACACGGUAUUCAAAGUUUAAGCAUGUGAGAUUCUCGUUUCUACUUAUCUGCCGAGACAACCAAAAACUAAACAAUUUUGUCUCUGUAAUGUGUUUUGCGAUGCGAUUAGUGUAUGUUAGCACUUAAAGGGGUGACUGUUAUGACGAAUAAACACGGUUUUGUUCAAAUUUUUUGGAACAAAACUGACUUAAAGUAGAGAAGGUUUCCUGACCUGACUGGGCUGACUCAUCAUUUCUCGCCUGUUCUGAUUGUUGUAGUGUGUAUCCAUUGAGGAUGAAAUGGACGUGUCUCCAUUGAAUCUGGGCAUGAUUGCUGCUUAUUACUACAUUAAUUACACUACUAUUGGUAAGAAUCAAUUUUUGGUCACCUUUACCGCUUCUUGCAAGUACUUUUGAAAAUACAAGGCCCAGCGCCUUCUUAGACUUCUUAUUUAACGAGAUCGGAAAUCUUGGGCUAAACAACUGACAAUUGGUUCAGGCGCUCACUCUUGAGUAACCCCUUGAGUUUUAUUAUUUAUUUGUAUAUAGGUUUUUUAAUGACAGAGUAUAUUGCAAUUCUUGCUUGGAUUGACCAUUUAAAUAAAUCCUCUUUGGUUGUUCUUCGGCAUGUCUGGUUUUUGUUUUGGUAUUGUGAAAAAUAAUUCGGGAUUUUUCUUGUAUUUGAUGGAUGUUCGACUCUUCUUUUGUUUCGUCAGUUUUUAUUUUCUCUGGAUUUUAAUUCUUGCUAUUGCUUGGACCUCAUCUUCUCUGUUCUGUCAAUCUUAUAGAACUGUUUAGUGUGUCUCUGAAUGCUAAGACCAAACUGCGCGGUUUGAUUGAGAUCAUCUCUUCCGCCUAUGAAUAUGAAAGGCUUCCCAUAAGGCAUCACGAGGACGCUACCCUUAAACAAGUGAGUAACAGUCUCAAUAUUUUGUUACAAGCAUUUUGUAAUGUCAGUGCAACCUAAGGUGUUUUAUGCACUCAGGCCUCGUCCACGCGUAUUCGGAUAUUUUAAAAAACGGAGGUUUUUUCUCCGUUUCAGAAUUUCUUCCACUCGUUAACGGCGUUUUCGGGCACCAAAAACCUGUUUUUUUUUAAUACGCCGGCUUAUCGUUUUCGUGUUGACGGACGAAAAUGGAGGUUUUUGAAUACGUCAUGCAGCGCAUGCCCCACAAGAGAUGCUGUCGUAUCUCUACAGUUUUAGCGUUUUCGUUUGGAUGAGCGAAAACGAUUCGAGUACGCUUCGUGUGGACGCGUAUUUUUUCGAAAACGGAGAAAAAAUCUCCGUUUUCAAAAAUAUCCGAGUACACGUGGACAGGACCUCAGUCGUGUUUAAUUAGCGGGAAACAUUACCAGACGAGGAGACCUGAAUGGUGUAUUUUGGUGUUUGAAAGCUUGUUAGCCGAACAGUUUUUCAAAGGUUCAUUUUUGUUGUUUGUAAAGUUUGACAAAUAUAACUCUUGGAGACUCAAUUGUUCGACAUUCACAAGAAAUUUCUAAAGCACCAUAAGGAAUAAGGGAGCGGAAGGGUCGUUGUUAACAAAAUGAAUUAGACAACCGUGAUACAGCCUUUUUAACCCUUCAAACCCUAAUAUCAAAAUUUAUAUUCUCAUUUGUUGUGCUCAUACGUUUCAAUAGAAGUAGUGGAGAGAAUUUAGAUUCAUCUUCUGUGAUCAUGUCCUCAUUAUUCUCAUGACCACUCUGUAUUGUAUAGUAUUGACAGUUACAAGGAGAAAUUUCAUGCUGAUCAUUCGGUUAAGCAAAGCUAACUGCGUUACAAACUGUGUUUGUCUCUUAGCUUAUGAAUCGUGUACCUCACAAAGUGACCAAUGCCAAGUUCAAUGACCCGCAUGUAAAGACAAACCUGCUGAUACAGGCUCAUAUGUCCCGGAUGCAGUUAUCAGCUGAGAUGCAGUCAGACACGGAAACCAUCCUUGGCAAAGUAAGUGAACUAAUACACAAACAGGGACGAAGAAAUGCAUAGAUACUGAAAGGAAUCGUCCUCUGCUCCGCAUGGGAAACACAUGAAUGAGUGAGGAUAAAUAGUAAAGUUAUGUAGCCGAAUUCAGUGAAAAUCGUCGUCUUAAAAAGUACUCAUAUACUAAGAAAAAUACUUGCUUUGGUAUGCUGAUCUUUCCUUUUUUAUUUCUCUCUUUCUUUGAUGAACUGUGGCUUUUUUUGUCUUAAUAUUAACGACUAUGUCCAGUUUUGCAAUGCUAAUUCACGCAGAGGUAGCUCACGUCUUUAACUUCAGCGUUACGCGUUCAGCGUCAAUCGUUUAUGCAACCUCUGGAACGCCUUGCCUGAUAAUAUCAAAGCAGAGAAAUGUUAAAUUGUAAUGUAUGUGAUAUAUUUUUCUUGCUUUUUUUUCUACCAGGCCAUGCGUCUUGUGCAAGCGUGUGUUGAUGUGCUCAGUAGCAAUGGUUGGCUCUCUCCUGCCCUCGCUGCCAUGGAACUUGCUCAAAUGGUAUGUCAACUCAGUCAAAUUCGUUUUCCCACAGAUUGCAUCUGUAUGAAGUGUAGUGUUCUCUGAGAAUGUAAAGCGGUUGAAUCUUGUCGUCGUUGCUGCCAUUUUCAGAUGCCGAAAUUUAAGUAGCGGACUCACAAUCAUUCAGUCUGAAUUUUUUGGGGGGCAGUCAGUAGUUCUUGCUGAAAACAACGUGGGCUAAGUGAAUCCCUUUUUGCCCCCAGUACUGGCUGAAAUGGCGAUCACUCGGAUGAAUGAAAGGCAGCACGACUACGCCUUAGAAAUGAAAAGAGCGUAUAAAAGGCAAUCAGCCUGCUGUAAACUAAGUUCUUUUGUAUUUGUUUAGGUUACGCAAGCCAUGUGGAGCAAAGACUCUUACCUCAAACAAAUUCCUCACUUCACCGCGGAAAUAAUCAAACGAUGCACGGACAAGGUAUUCCAGAGCAGUUAUACUCUAUUUGUUCUCGCCUUUCACCUUUGGCUCUUGAAACUGUCAUUGUCGGGUUCAAAUUAACAGUGGUGUUGUAAAGUGGAGAAUGUUGUAGAAAGAGGUGUAACUGAGAAGGUAGAGGUAAUUGUUACGAGAGAACUCUGACAAGGACGAAAUUAUACCUUUACUCAACCUUUCCGGCCUGUCUCAUUGCCAACUUCCCGCCAGCGUCAUGCAAGAGCUGGGGGAAAAAAGUGUGUACUUAAACAACAGCGUAUAGUAGGAUAGAGAGUCGUUUCGUACUUAAUAAUUUUUGUGUUUUCUUUCUCAAAGAAGCCCUUUUGCGUAAAAGAAAGAUAAAGAAACUUUCACAUGUUUGUCUUCUUAUAUUCUUAUAUAUUGUUUUUCUGUAGGGUGUGGAGUCAGUGUUCGAUAUCAUGGAUUUGGAAGACGAGGAAAGAAACAAGCUUUUGAGGCUUGAUGAUAAUCAGAUUCAGGUGAGGACGCGCUCUCAUUACAAAGAUUAUGAAUUCGACAUUAGCGACCUUUGGAUUCAAGACGACUUUCUCAAUACUGAGUUGUGCGCGCGUGAACCAGCAUCGUUUUGGCGGGAAAACAUUAUAGUAGUGGUAACUUUUCUGGGAAAAAAAGUACACUGAAACUUUCCGGGGUGAUUAAAACUAGGAGACCGAAUUACAAGAUUUGGAUUCAUUUGCAAAGAAGCGGACGUUUCUAGUUAUUGUCCUUCUUCUGAGUGUAUCUAAUAAAUAUUUUGUCGCUGUUCAACGGAGCAUCAGCUUGGCGCUAUUUUCUUUGUGAGAAUGAAACAAUUAUUUGUAAGUCAUUGAUUGUUGUUUUUUUUUUCAGGAUGUUGCCAGGUUCUGCAAUCGUUACCCCAACAUUGAAUUGUCAUUUGAAGUUCACGACAAAGAUAACAUCACUGCGUAAGUUGGCAGUUAGUAGUCUAAGAUAAGAAAUUUUAAUAAUGUCCUAAAAGGAAAAGAAAAAACAGUGACAAACCAGGAAAAGCAAACUAACAAGCAGUCAUUAACGGCCUCAGCUAAACCUCCGUAGCAACUCAGUGGAGACUCCUGCCAUCGGCUUAAAUCAAAUUGCUUAUGUAGUGGACAGCAGUUGGCGAAAAAAACACGAAUUGUUUAAAGUGUUAGUCACCAGUUACUAUCUCUGACUUGAUGUUGAUGGAUCUUUAUUUGUAGGGGCUCUCCUGUGAACGUUAUUGUGGACCUUGAUCGUGAAGAGGAGCAAUCAGGCCCUGUGAUUGCACCGUUCUUUCCUGGAAAGCGUGAGGAGGGCUGGUGGCUAGUGGUUGGUGACACUAAGAGCAACGGGUAAGAGACAGUGGUUACUGCUUUUUAUUGACCGGCGAAGGGGCUUUCCUCCAAUGAACGCCGCACAUAACGGCAUAGUUAUUGCAACCGUGAGGGUUCUUCACAAAAUUAAAAAAGGGAGAAAAAAUGCCGGAUUAAGAGUAGAUCAAAAGGCGCUCGCUCACUACAUCGCUUGCACGUAAGACACCCCUGAAGGUAUCCGGUAACCUUAUAAUUCGGAAACAGUCUUAUUCGGGGCGCACCUUUCAAGAUGGCCCCCUAAAUCUUGUCCAUGUGAGAAGUCAUUCGCCUUACUGAGUUGGCCGCUGCCGAAAGGAAGAAAGUAGUCACAUGUGAAGAUUCACCUAUAUGGUAUACAGAUCCACAAAUCAAAGAGAAUUUUUAACCAGAGUGCUUGUAAUUUGCUUCGUAGGCUAAUCUCCAUCAAGCGUUUGACACUCCAGCAAAAAGCCAAAGUCAAACUCGAUUUUGUGGCUCCGAGUUCACCCGGUACCUACUCCUACACACUGUUUUUCAUGUGUGAUACUUACAUGGGCUGCGAUCAGGAAUAUCCCUUCAAGAUCAGCGUAGGAGAGGCGGCAAGCGGAGAUGAAGAGAGCGGCGAUAGUGAAGCAGAUGAUUAAACAGCUCUGCGUCGGUUGGCAGUGCCGUUCAAUACGGAUAAAGAUCGGCCCAUGAUAGGCCAUUACUGAGUUCUAAAACCUUCAUAACCUUCUAUGUGAAAAGGAGAUUUAUUAUAUGUAUAGCAUGCAUUUCAUGUAUUGAACUUUGCAAAUAGGAUUCUCUAAGUGUUACAUUUCACAUCUGUCCCAAUCGGCCUCCUGUUUAGGUUUUUUCUCUGUCUGAAAUAUAUAAGCCGAAAAGCUCUAGAGUAGAAUCGUCAAACCAAACGUAGCUUAGCUCUUAAAAUGGUUCCGUGGAGCGCAUGUGAGAAAAAAGUUUUAUUAAAAAAAAAUCGUUUCCACCUCACGUUUUGUUACAAAAGGCCUAAGAAAUUAUUCGUUCGCUUUCCGAAGUUUUGCAACUCGCGAAUAAAUAUCCGUACGUCCCAGUUUCUGAGAACAGAAAACUGUUUUUGUAUCAAAGACUCUGCAUUCAGCAUCGUUAUCUAAAAGAGGCUAGAGAAAACUCGAAAAUGGCGUUUUCGUUUUAGCUUUCUGUUGGUAGGCGCUAGCCUGAGAUUACCGGUGUGCAGUCGUUAACUUGAUAAGACAGGUUUUAUUUCUCCGUGUAAGAUAGCAGGUGGUUGGUUAGAGGAAGCUUGAACAACAACAACAACAACAACAACAACAACAAGAGUAGCAGUAAUAAGAAGACCGUUCAUUUCCCCAUAUUGUAUUUUAAGCAGUUUCUAAGACUUAGCUUUAAUCAAGAAGAUUUCUUGCAUUGAAUAGUAGAAUCGCUGAGAAUAGUAGAAUAUCUGGCCUAAUCAGAGACUUUGUUUUUGUUCAGGUUUUAUUUAUGCACAUCAAAUACCACUUAUCCAUGUUAACGUAAGACGAACAAAUUUCGCCACCAAGCUUCGUUUUGAAACUUUAAAUUUGCCAUGAUUCCUAGGCAAAUUCUCAAGGCAGUAGAGUUAAAAGGAUGUCCACGUACAGAGUGCAAAUGCGAAGAAUGAAGCUUGGCGGUGGUAUUUGCUCGUCUGACGUGGAAUAAGAGCUGUGCUAUCACUUAACGCCAUCUCGUUAAUAGGGGACGCCUUGAAGCUCGCAAAGUUGUUUAUAACCCAACCUGUCAUCUUUGCAGGCGCUUUAAGAUCGAUGGGAUUAAAGCAAUGUCAUGUGGUUUUUCAGUGGGGCAAACAAGUGAUAA
This is a messenger RNA of Porites lobata, 31855 nucleotides long. The record is from the annotation of a GenBank genome assembly. Lineage: Eukaryota; Metazoa; Cnidaria; Anthozoa; Scleractinia; Poritidae.